This is a messenger RNA of Neolamprologus brichardi, 2654 nucleotides long. The record is from RefSeq and is a predicted model, not a curated record. NCBI's taxonomy places the organism in Eukaryota, Metazoa, Chordata, Actinopteri, Cichliformes, Cichlidae.
AUGGAUUAUAAGGACCUCGGACAUAAUUUCGAGGAGAAGCUGACACUAACAGACAAGAACUCAGUGAGCUCGGAGCAAAGACAGAAGCUUGCGAAGGAGCGGAGGGAGGAAAGAGCCAGAUACAUCGAACAGCAAACUCAGCUGCAAGCUGCAAAGAAGGCUCAGUGGCUGCAGAAGGAGGAGAAGGCCCGGCGUCUGAGGGAGAAUCAGCUGGAGGAGCGCAGGAGGAAGCUGGAAGAGCAGCGGCUGAAGGCGGAGAAACGUCGAACGCUGCUGGAGGAGAAACAGAGACAGAAGCUAGAAAAGAACAAGGAGAGAUAUGAGGCAGCUAUCAAGAGAUCGACCAAGAAGACUUGGGCCGAGAUCCGCCAGCAGAGGUGGUCCUGGGCAGGAGGACUAAACCAGACUUCCCGCAGAGAGAGCAGAUGCUCGGCCUCCACGGUCAACUUGCCAAGACAGGUGGACCCUGUCAUUAACAACAGGCUGUCCAAGUCCUCUGCCACGCUCUGGAACUCCCCCAACAGAAGUAAGGACGACCCGACGUCAGUGUCCACCAGGCUUCCUCUUCCCUCUCCCUUUCCCUUCCAGUUCAUCCCCUUCCUUUUCCACCUUCCCCUUCUCAAACUGGCUAUUUGUCUCAUCUCUUCCUUCAAGGUGGAUAAAAAGAAGAAAGAGAAGAAGGACAAAGAGCGAGAGAACGAAAAAGAGAAGAGCGCUCUCACAAAAGAGAAAGUGCAGAAGAAAAGACAGACGGCAUCGCCUACGACCACGAUCCAGAGAUCCAGGCCAGAGACCAGCACCCCGAGGCCCAAAAACAGACCUCCGUCACCUGCCGCCCCCAAAAGUCGCCCACUGUCCCCGCUGGUGCCAGCAACAGGUGCCACGAAGACCCCCUCGGGCAAGAAAACGCCUCCUCCUCCCGGCAUCAAGACCCGACCGAAACGGGCCCAGACGCCUGCCAGAGUGCAGCCCCAGGCGGUUUCUGCUGUCACCGUGGAAACGGGCCACGAACCCCAGCAGCCCGACACUUCAGAGGNAUCAGCCCCGGGUAACGUUCCUGCCAUCGUGGUGUCCUCCGCACCGGCCACUCCUCUUUCUCCCGGCCCGCCGGUCGUAUCAGCAGCGUCUCCAACUGUACCGAGCGUAGAACCUGCGGCGACCACCGUCAGCAAUCCCGCUCCUUCUCCUGCACCUGCUGCCGCCUCCACCCCGGCCGCACCGGCCAGCAGCAGGCCGUCGGCAGGCACUAACGACCCAGAGGAGGCCGCUCGCGUCCUCGCAGAGAAACGCAGACAAGCCCGAGAGCAACGGGAGAGAGAGGAGCAGGAGCGUCUGGAGCAGGAGCAAAAGAAGAAGAUCCUGCAGGAGGAGGCAAGGGCCCGGGAGGCAGAGGAGAGGAAGCGCAGGGAGGAGGAGGCUCGCUUCAUGGCCGAGCAGCAGCGCCUGAGAGACGAAGCCAGGAGAGCUCAGGAGGAGAAGGAGGCGCAGGAGAGAGCGAAGGUCGAGCAGGAGGAGAACGAGAGGCUGCAGAGACAGAGGGAGGAAGCUGAAGCAAAAGCCCGCGAGGAGGCCGAGCGUCAGCGCAUAGAGAGGGAGAAGCACUUCCAGAAAGAAGAGCAGGAGCGCCUGGAGAGGAAGAAGCGCCUCGAGGAGAUCAUGAAGAGGACUCGGAAGAGCGAUGCGGGAGAUAAGAAGGAUGUCAAAGCGUCUCCUCAGGUCAACGGAAAGGACGCAGAGCCGAGUAAAGCUCCUGGAAACCUGCAGGCCCCCAGUGCAUCAGUGCUCAACCCAGCACAAAACGUUUCCAGCCCUGUUGUUGUAAACGGCGUCCAGCCCUCCGUGCACCAAAACGGCGUCUCAGCCAACGGCACUGACUUCGAGGAGCUCAUUCAACUGAACAACAGUGGCGGCAGCGGUAACCCCAGCCAGCAGCAGAGCGGGCUGGUGAGUGAGCCGAUCAUGGCGUUCGAGGGAGGAGAGCCCUUCUUGAUGAAAACAGGCCCCAUGAAGCCUCAGCAUGUCGCAGAGGUCCUGUGAGUCGCCACACAUCCACAAAGACGCGCCUUUCGUCUCUGCUUGAGCUAUGAGAUUCAUGCCACACCACAGCGGCUUAUAAAACAGCGUGCCAAACAAAACAACCAGCGUUCACCUGCGCUGAAUCCACAUCCACGGUAUCCACAGCGGAGGGACAGCAAGGAGGAGCAGAACUGGCUGGGAAAAAACAAACAAAACAAACUCAUCUGAAACAUUUAAAAAAACAUAAAAAGCUUAAGUAUUCUCUGUCUUCACCGCGUGUUAUGGUGCAGCAUUUUUGUCAAGUUUUACUGAAACGUCACAUGCAGAUUUUAUGGUGCACCUUAAAGAUGACUGACUGUGUAACAAAUUUUAGAAAAUACAGUAUAAAAUCCUGGAAAUACAUAAUAUUUGACAAUGGUUGUUAUUAUUACCGUCGCUAUGAUAUUGUUAUUGUUACCUUAAGUUGAGCAUUGUGUGUGUGCGUGUGUGUUUUGCUGUUUUUUGUCUUGAAUUAUUGAGUUAUUUAACACGGGGAGCAUCGGUAAGGACUGGCCACAGUGUAUGUAAAUGAAUAAUGAGCCCGGCUGCCUCGGCCUCCUGUUACGGGGGAUCUGUGAAAUAAAGCUUUAUGAAAGGGA